This is a messenger RNA of Vicugna pacos (alpaca), 1410 nucleotides long. It is a transcript of the gene MIF4GD, whose product is annotated as MIF4G domain containing. Gene Ontology annotation, biological process: regulation of translational initiation. Gene Ontology annotation, cellular component: cytosol. NCBI's taxonomy places the organism in Eukaryota, Metazoa, Chordata, Mammalia, Artiodactyla, Camelidae. The record is from RefSeq and is a predicted model, not a curated record. Gene Ontology annotation, molecular function: translation activator activity; protein binding; RNA binding.
UCCUCUUCUGACCCGGUUUUAACCUGAGCCCUGACGUGCGGGAGGCGGAGUGCCACCGCUCAAGACCGAGGGCUUCAUGCGGGCCGAGGAGCAGGUCCGGCCCAGCGCCAACGAGCCACUGUGGCCCCAGACAGGCCCAGGGAGACCUGGGUGCUAUCAUUAGUCCCACCUCAAUAAAGAGCUGCUGAGGCUGGAUGGUCAUGGGUGAGCCUGGUAGAGAGGAAUAUAAAAUCCAGUCUUUUGAUGCAGAGACCCAGCAGCUGCUGAAGACAGCACUCAAAGAUCCAGGUGCUGUGGACUUGGAGAAAGUGGCCAAUGUGAUUGUGGACCAUUCUCUGCAGGACUGUGUGUUCAGCAAGGAAGCAGGACGCAUGUGCUACGCCAUCAUUCAGGCAGAGAGCAAGCAAGCAGGCCAGAGUGUCUUCCGCCGCGGACUCCUCAACCGGCUGCAGCAGGAGUACCAGGCUCGGGAGCAGCUUCGAGCCCGCUCCCUGCAGGGCUGGGUCUGCUAUGUCACCUUUAUCUGCAACAUUUUUGACUACCUGAGGGUGAACAACAUGCCCAUGAUGGCCCUGGUGAACCCUGUCUACGACUGCCUCUUCCGGCUGGCCCAGCCCGACAGUCUGAGCAAGGAGGAGGAGGUGGACUGCCUGGUGCUGCAGCUGCACCGGGUCGGGGAGCAGCUGGAGAAGAUGAACAGGCAGCGCAUGGAUGAGCUCUUUGUCCUGAUCCGGGAUGGCUUCCUGCUCCCCAGCGGCCUCAGCUCCCUGGCCCAGCUGCUGCUGCUGGAGAUCAUCGAAUUCCGGGCAGCCGGCUGGAAGACGACUCCGGCCGCCCAUAAGUAUUACUACAGCGAGGUCUCUGAGUAGGCCUCCAGAUCAGGCUUCCUCACCAGCAGCACCGGCCUUUCUUCUACCCGCCUCCCAACCUGGCAGUGGAGUCUUUGCCUUUCCCAAAGACUUUCCCUUCCAAGACUUUUAAAAGCACCCGAGGUGUUCCCCACUCCCAACAUGGUCCUGCCCUGAGUACCUUCCCUCCCUGAUUCCAGGAUCGGGGAAAACACCAAAUACACCUGCCACCGCAGCCACAUCAGCUUUUCUCUCCUAUUGCUUUUGACCUGGGCCAGGCAGAAAAGGGCAACUCCUAACUCUCUAACCAUUGGUGCAAGUUAUCUUUGUGCCUCAGUUUUCCCCAUCUGUAAAAUGGGCAUGAACAGCCAUUUGUUGGAUGCUUAGGGAUAUCAAAGGGGAGAAGCAGAGCACAGGUCACACCACUGCUUUUUAUACAUUUUUUAUAAGGACCGCUUUGGAAAUGAGCAUAUUUCUUCCAGCUGGUUUUAAUGGAUGGCAGUACCACAUCACAUGCAACACCAGUUCAGGGUGAGAACUUUCUAAUAAACUCUUUCUGAUA